AUGGACUGCAACAACUUGGUAGAGAUACUCCGCAGAUCGGCAGAAGACAACAAGAAGGCUUGUGAGGCUGCGCUUGUCCAGCCGGUACCCACUGUUUCCCUCCGGCCCGCUGCGGCAGAGUUCGUUCCGACGGGGGUGUACUCAUCGCCGCCGUCAGAAGCAGCUUUCCUGGACGAGGACUCAACGUCGUACUACGAGUACGUUGGGUACUCGUUGCCAUAUACACCACCAACACCGCCGAGUCUUCAGAGCGACGUUGAAGAACCCAAAUGCAUGGAAAACUCAGCGUCGGAAGUGUCAGAAGCACCAAGUCCAUUCGCCGGUAUCGACUACUCCACGGCGAUGUAUGGCUCUGGCAUCCAAAAGUGGCCAGCAGUCGAUCGCGCCGACCUCAACCCUUCCAGCACAGUAACUCUCCGAUUCCGCACCACACGAGGGACACACAAUAUCCCCGUCCCCAAACUCCCUCUCAUCGCGGUUUCCCCUCGAAUCAGGGCAGCCUUCGUCGAGAAUCCAGCACUGGAGCGGAUGACAUUUUUCAUGCCAAACAUGACGCCCGGAGCUAUCCGGGCCAUUGCAAGAUGGCUGAAGAAUAUCUGCAAGGAUGCCGAAGCUCGGGAGAUUCGAAUCCCAGAAACUGCACAGUCAUGGCAGAAAGCCCUGGAGCUGCGCAUGACGGCAAUGGAGCUUGGGAUGGAGCAGUACGUUGAGCACAUUGGCGCUGGAUACCUGCCGAGUCUGGUCGGUCGGGAGCUUGACUUUGAUGAGGCGCGGAUCCUGGUCAAGAGCGCGCGUGGGAAAGAUGAUAAGCUGCUGGUUGCUUUUGCGAACAGCUUGGCGUAUCUUGUUCGGUACCACAAGCUUUCGGGAGAGGAGGAGGCGAUUCUAGCGAGGCAUUUGUCGCGUCAGGAGUGGGCUCCGCUUUUGGAGGCGAUACGGGAGGAUGGGGUGAAGGCGCUUCGUCGGAUAGCGUUGGGGUUGGAUUGA
This is a messenger RNA of Ascochyta rabiei, 987 nucleotides long. RefSeq lists its product as uncharacterized. The record is from RefSeq and is a predicted model, not a curated record. Bases 1 to 987 code for a protein of 328 amino acids. NCBI's taxonomy places the organism in Eukaryota, Fungi, Ascomycota, Dothideomycetes, Pleosporales, Didymellaceae. The transcript has a single exon.